Messenger RNA from Exophiala spinifera, 1272 nucleotides. RefSeq lists its product as uncharacterized. The transcript has 2 exons. The record is from RefSeq and is a predicted model, not a curated record. NCBI's taxonomy places the organism in Eukaryota, Fungi, Ascomycota, Eurotiomycetes, Chaetothyriales, Herpotrichiellaceae. The coding region runs from base 1 to 1272 and encodes 423 amino acids.
AUGGCACACAACAUGGAUCAACCCAGCCCUUUCAGAUACCAUGCCUUCUUUUCUCAGCCCAGGCCUGAUCAAGGAGCUCUCAGUGCUACUGACGACGAAGAUGUCCACAUGAACGACAUGCCGCAAACCAUCAACCCUUACCAGAUGGAUCUGACACCACCAGUCGUUUGGACUGACGAAAUUCCUCACUCGAUCCUAUCCAUUGCUCAAGGUCCGCUUGUCCAACCGAAUGCCAUCAAUACUCAGCAUAGCCUUCUUCCUCAUCCUAUCUAUUACCAGAACAUGAUCACCACUCCGGGCAUGCCUGAAAUGCAAUUCUAUCCUCACAGCCCCAUUCAACAUCCAAUUCUCAACGGGAACUUUGCAGGCACACAAGCAAUAAGGACUCCGACUAUGGAACACCUGUUGCCUCUUCAACCUCCUGCAUCGCUUAUGCAUCCCUCUCAAAACGCUCUUGCUCGAAGAACUAUUAUGCCUAUGCCUCCCGCACAACAAUUGCAGGCCCAAGGUCAGCAACAACAAACCGCGGCGCCUGGUCACCGUCUUGACAAUUUGCCAGCUGAGAUCAGAUUGGAGAUCUAUGGGUAUCUAUUCCAGGGAGCAGAGAUUGAAGUCAUUCCAAGAAACAUGACGAGAUGUCGGCCUGACGUCCCGGCGUCGCCGUGUAAGGUUAUUGAAGGCGCGCACACAAACAUCAUUCGCACCUCGAAGUUUUUCUUUCUUGACGCUCUUCCAACCCUUGCAAAAGCAACACAUCUCAACAUCCCACAACCAUACCAUCCUCAGGAAGCCACUGAAGACCCUCUCCGUCAAUUCCCCGAAUCUUUCCUGAAAAGGAUUGAGACAAUCACGGGCGACUUCAAUGCAUUCGGCCGCAUCAAUGGCCAGCGCCUUCGGAGGUUGAAGCACGCCAAUUUAUUCCAUGAGGUCGAUUCUGCUGGUGGGUUUGUCGACACUGUACAUAUCAUCAACUGUGAGAACUGUGGAGGAGUCGAUGCAGUUAUCAAUGCAGCAUUCGAAGGGGUUGUCAACAACUGGCGUUGGCUCCAGAAGCAAAUUGCCCGCAAUGCCCGCCGCGAGGGCUUCACAGUCGAUAUGACUGUCACUUGGGAGGUGUACUGUGAGGCGCCAGGAAUGGCAAAAUUUGAAUUCAAGAUGAACUGUGCCACCAAUAAGGUGGUCAGGACCAAGGCUUUCAUCGGAGGCCAGGAGGUCGGCACCAACAGCGAGACCCAGGCGGCCGCAGACUGGGAUGCCCUUAGUGGCAUGUGA